Macroventuria anomochaeta is the source of this 656-nucleotide messenger RNA. RefSeq lists its product as uncharacterized. The transcript has a single exon. The record is from RefSeq and is a predicted model, not a curated record. The coding region runs from base 21 to 362 and encodes 113 amino acids. Lineage: Eukaryota; Fungi; Ascomycota; Dothideomycetes; Pleosporales; Didymellaceae.
ACCCAUAGAUCACAGCGACAAUGUCCUUCCCCAUCCUCUUCACGAUCCCGCCCUCCAACCGACACGAAUUCAUCAUCCUUGACACCUCCUCCAAGCCAUCUCUCAAAGCGCUGAACAAGCAAAUCACGACCACACUCGCGUCAUCCCCGAACUGCGUCGAGUUCAUGGGCAAGUACAAGAGCGCGGAGACAAAGGAGCAGAUCCAGGAGUUCAAGAUUCACUGGAGCAGCAAGGCUUAUGAUUUGAAGGUUUGGCCUGAGUACACGGUUGUGACGGAUGAGAAUUUCGGUGCGAUUUUGGAGGUGCUGCAGAAGGAUCCGAAAAGUGGGGUGCUGGAGAUCAAGGUUGGGAAGGCGGAAUAGGAUGCUGGGCUGCUCAACAAGGAGAAGUUCUUUGAGGAAGAGAGGAAGUUAUGAAUUAUGAAAGCUAUGCCGUUCAUCUGUUGUGCUCUCUUAUGACACCGAGUGUCAUUCCAAACUUGACGACCAUGAUCCAACGCCAGACCCAAUCCCUACAAUAUACACUAGAAUAUGCAGCGAUGCUGUUGGUAGGUGGUCGAAUGCGAAAGUCAAAGAACCAUAAUGCAUGUCGAACCUGUAAGAAGUGGAGGGUAUCCGUACUGGUUGGCAAGCCUAUGCCGAAUAUCCAGUUUCAGG